Molecule: messenger RNA, 679 nt
Organism: Aethalodelphis obliquidens (Pacific white-sided dolphin)
Lineage: Eukaryota; Metazoa; Chordata; Mammalia; Artiodactyla; Delphinidae
Product: placenta-specific gene 8 protein-like
Exons: 5
Coding region: 140-469 (109 amino acids)
Source: RefSeq, a predicted model, not a curated record
CGAACCCCGCCCUUGCUGAUUACAGCCCCAGCUGCAGCAACAAAACGAUGUUCCCAGAGGCUUCUCCUGGCUGGUCUGAGCUGCUGUCCUCUGCAGUUACCUUGCGUGUGGCAGUACCUUUUUGAACUUAGUCUUAAAAAUGAAUCCAGUUGUUUUGCAGCCAAGAUAUGGCGCAGGAGGUGCGACGGUUAGUGACUGGCAAACCGGCGUGUUUGACUGCUGUGAUGACGUGGGGAUUUGCCUCUGUGGGACUUUCUUGCCCCUGUGCCUUUCAUGUCAGAUUGCCUCUGACAUGGACGAAUGCUGCCUGUGUGGAGCAAGUGUCGCCAUGAGGACCAUGUAUCGGACCCGAUACGGCAUCCCGGGGUCUAUUUGUAAUGAUUACCUAUGUCUGGCAUGUUUUCCUUUUUGCACCCUUUGUCAACUCAAGCGAGAUAUUGAAAAAAGAAGAGCAAUGAAUGCUUUGUAAAAGAUGUACGGUCAAAUUCACUAGUAGUGAAAGAAAAUGCUGGAAUGAAAUACUGCAUCUAUUCAGUGCUAUCUCACCUCAAGCCUUAAGAAACUAAUUCAGCUAAUCAUAUGGUUUCAAAUGGCUUCAAAACAUUUUUAAUUUUUGGUUUAUUUUGAAAUAUAUUUCCACUGCUGUUCUCUGAGAUGAAUGCCAUUAAAAAAUUCAUUU